CGGCGACCAGCCCUGUAGUUGUUCCUCUUCAAUAAUGCUUGGCGGAUAGUACCAAUACAGAGCUUGAGCUAGUGACUUCCACCCGACACUAUAGUGAAAUCGACUAAAAAUGGUAAGCCCUGGUGAAGGACCUGCGUCCCCUUUUAACGGCCUCUUCGAAAACGUAGCCGGGGGUCCCCGCGUUGAGCCCGAGACAGCAGAUGACGACGCUGUUUCCUCCGUGUAUACCUGGAAUUCCGACGACGAGCCGCCCAGCGAACGGAAGGGCGAAAAGUUUCCAUGUUCGUACGACAAGCUGGUCACUCGUACGGUCUUGCAGGAGGCCGGCCGCUUGCAGAGCCAGGAGCGACCGGGGGGCAAAGACCGCGUCCUGCUGGACUAUAACCACGACCUGGAAUGGUUCUCGCUGGGCGAAAACCAGCUUCCGUGCGGUAUCGAGUGCGCGGUGCGGAAGAUGCGGCGCGGGGAGGUUUGUCUGGUCGAGUACCCGCGGGCGGGAGGCUACUCAGAGCUCCAGUCCCCACAGUUCUUCGAUGACCACCGGAAAAAAUUCCGACCGGGCUACAUUGGUCCGGCCAAAACCUGCGAGAGUACUAUCACGACCAGCGAACAUGACCAAGGAGCUUCUCGCGGAGUAGUCUCUGCGCACGAAGUAGCACCCGGGCAAGACCCAGGAGCGAUGGAUGUUGAACAAGUAGGGGACGAGGACUACGUUCGCAGCGAGGUAUCGCUCGUGGACUUCUUUCACGUGGAAACAUUCCACACCCAGGUCGUGCUUGAUCCACAGCCGCGUUCUGAAGAUAACAUUCAUGCAGCUGCGGACGAGGAAAACAACUUAUUUUCACGGGAGCCCGAAGCGGUGGAAGCGCAAGAAAUAGAGAUUCGCAAAGAAGUCACGCAAAAAGGCCAGAAAUUGGCGAAGAAACCGCGUGAAGGCGACGCGGUUUGGUUUGAAGCCUUCACAAACGAGAACGACGAGAAGAACGAAGACACAAUAAAGGGAGCAAGAACUACUCCGCUUUUCGAGUUUCCUGAAGUUAAUAUACCUCCUGCAAGCGGCGUGGAUCCAGCUGCAGGUAGCAGCUGUACAUCUAGUGCGAGGUAUUGCCCUCGUGUGCAAGAUCCCCGCCUGUUGCUCGCGCUCGCCAAUCUACGGGCUACUCUAACGAAGUUUCUCGAGCCGCCAACAGCACCAGCAGCUGCCCUUGAUUCCUUCGAAAAAAAAGGGAAUGCAUCGUCGCUACUUUGCGCCGAAGCCGUUUUCGCAGCGCUCAAGUCCAUGCGACCUGGGGAGACGGCGAAAAUUCAGGUCACUCCCCUAGCCAGGAACAAGCAGGUACCAAUAAAUGGCAGAAGCAUGAUUCGAGCCAGUGCCAGAGGAGGAGGGCCCAACGACAACGAACACCACAUUAUUUGCGUCUUCUACUUGCACCUGAAAAAGUUUCGACGAUAUGAGGUUUUACCACUGUUUCCGCAGAUACUAAAAGCAACUCCGUGCUGUCACAGUGACUUUUUGGAUUCGUUGAAAGUGGACAUUUUGAAGACCGAGCUACGGUCUACCCCGACCCAAUUUCAAUCGUCCGUUGCCGAAGAGGGAGGACUCGUUCUCAUUGCCAUUGCGCCAGUCACGCCAUCCGGCGCCAACCCCAGAGGGCGCGUCCUCAGACUGCGGCUCGGGAACGGGGUGCUACCAGAGUGGCUUGAACAAACCGCAGUCCCGAGUAUGGCGCUCUUCGAAGACUGUUUAUUCCAGAAUUGUGUCAAAAAAGACACCCGCGCUUCUUUGGCCUCCACCGCGAUGCCGAAUUGCUCACUUACACGUGCAGCUGCUAGUAACGGCGAUCACAAUCCUAAUCCGAUGCACUCCAUUCCGCAGACGUCGAAAAUAUUAGCUCAAGAAAAUUCCACCAGCGAGGCAUGUGCAGCUGUCGGCAUCGCACCGCCGGUCUCGGGCGGCGAGCUCUCGUCCGCACUUCCGACCCUGUUAGCAGCGACUUCCUUUGCCAGCGCGGAAGUGCCGCCGGCUUGCACAACUGUGGACGCAUGCGCAGAGAACGCCGCAUCUAGCGAUUCCGAUCCCGCCCGACACGAAAGCGAGAAAGACCCAGAGCGCGACAGGGUGUCGGUGCAUAACGUCCUUACGGCAUUUGAAAGCGUGGAAGAGGUCUGCAAGGCAUGCGAAAAAGCGCGAAGGGAAUUGAAAGGAGGGGAUAGUACGGAUGUCGAACUAACAACAAAAAUAUGCUUCUCAGAUGAAGGCGAACAGGCCGCCGCGGGUUUGGAGGAAAAGUCAGGCGGAGUAGAUCCAGAUUCUUUACUGCUUAGCCCGUUGUACGACUUGACCGAAUGUUUUCGAGGAUGGGUGAGUGGCCCCACAAACCAGCAUGUGCCACGGUUCUGGGCCCACGCACUCGGCGUUUCAGCGCAGCAGCACAAUGAUCAGCGCGAUCUUCAUCCCGAGGAAGGGUCCUCUACCUCCGCCUCUGCGCCGCACCUCCUGCCCUUCCGUCCGCCGAGCGGCGCGACUUCCUGGGCACGCCUCGGCACCGUCUCGUCUGCGGACGCUCGAAUGAGAAGCUGUCCCGAGAUGGAGAUCACAGGACCGGGACGAGUAGACCAGGCUUCUCCACUGGACAAGGUUAUCAAGGAUCGUAAAGACUCAAGUUGUACAGGUGAAACUUCUGCAGCUGCUGAGCCGGUGAGUUGGCGGGAUUUGUUUCCGGAACACCAGGAACGACAGCACCUCGGCGGCAGUGGUGGCUUUCGUGUGUGGCUCUUGGGCGUGGUUCCAGCCCCGGACCUGUGGGAGCUGUCGGAAGCCCAGCGGCUCUUGGUUGCGCAGCGCUAUCGCUGGGUGGGCAAUCAAUUCGCACAGAAGAAGUUUUUCGCACUCGCGGCCGCAAAGUACGAGGAAGCCAUUUACACGAUUCGUGUCGAUUGUGGGGUCCUCUUCUCCUCGCCUGGGGCCGGCGCAACAGCGAGUCAGCAGCACGGCGCCACGGCCACGCAGCACCAGAUUGUCGGAAAAUCAAAGUACCCAACGGUGGAGUCCCUGCCGGCCAUCUAUCGUCACCUAUUCGUAAGUUUGCACAACAACCUCGCCCUCCAGUACUAUCAACAGGGAAAACUUGCCCCGUGUCGAGCGGUCUGUGACUCUGUCCUGCGGGUGGACCCGACCAACCUGAAGGCCCUGGCGCGCAAACUGCAAAGUGCCGAAACCAUCGGUUUCAAGGAAGAGGCUCUGGAGAAGCUGCAGGCGGCACUACUGUGUCGUCAGAGGGACGAGAAGGCCUGUUCUGCUGAGGAAGCUACAACGGGGAAAGAAAGCAGGAGCACCGCGUGGGUCGAUAUCAACACAAAAAUGUCUGGGUCUGGAAGAGUGUAAACUUGUCGUGCGGAUUUUGCAUGACCCGUGAGUUCUGGAAUGCGGGACUUCGCAUGACAGACUCUGCGAGAUCUCCGCCAUGCCUAUCCUGCAUGAGAAACUCUCUCCCGACUUGGUCGAAAGUGGACAGCUUUUGGCACUCAUGCAACACAGAUUUUUGUAUGCUUCAGAUUUACCAUGACGAGUUACCAUCUUCCAGACCCAGACAUAUUUACAAUUCAUAGUCGAGAAGGUGAUCCAGGACGCGCAGAGGUGGAUCGAGGUAGAAGACCAGAGGGAAGCAGCAUAUCAAGUGCAAAAAUGUCUGGGUCUGGAAACUUGUAAUGCUGUGUUGGGAAUAGUGAAUGCUCUGUAAUGCACAGCCAAGCAUGAGAAAUCUCUGCGCUUCUUUGUGUUGCGUUUUUCGCAUGAGAAGCUGCGUUUUUGCAUGACAGGCAAACGGGUCUCUUCUUGGACACGCAUCACAAACUUUUUGGUCAUGCCAGACAAGCAUGACAAAUCUCGCAAUCUUCCAGACCCAGACACUUUUGCAUUUGAUGCAGCAUUGUUCCGAUCGAUGUUUGCGAAUAAGAAUAAGCGACAAAGAAACCCUCCACCUGGAAAAACCAAACAAACGACUGAACAAUAAUCGCAGGGGUUGUAAUUGUAAAUGUAACCCGGCGCUACGCCGCAUGAAAAGGGAAACAUCCUCGUCCAUAGAUGGUAAAAGUGAUCACCGUAAGAAGCAGUACUGUGAUUUAUUGGAAACCGUGUAGAUGCAUCUUUAUUGACUUUGGGCGGAAAAUGAAACACUUCGGGUCUUGACGAGUGUUGCUCGUAU
This is a messenger RNA of Amoebophrya sp. A120, 4205 nucleotides long. Lineage: Eukaryota; Dinophyceae; Syndiniales; Amoebophryaceae. The record is from the annotation of a GenBank genome assembly.